Molecule: messenger RNA, 665 nt
Organism: Humulus lupulus (European hop)
Lineage: Eukaryota; Viridiplantae; Streptophyta; Magnoliopsida; Rosales; Cannabaceae
Product: non-specific lipid-transfer protein 1-like
Exons: 2
Coding region: 105-458 (117 amino acids)
Biological process (GO): lipid transport
Cellular component (GO): membrane
Molecular function (GO): lipid binding
Source: RefSeq, a predicted model, not a curated record
CUCUACCAACAAAUACUACCUUAAGUACUUCUAGAUUAAUCUACGUACAAAAUCAAACACAACCUCAUAAUAAUACUGCUAUUCAGUCCCUCAUCAUUACCAUUAUGGCAAGCUCUUCAGUUGUGAAGCUUCUCUGCAUGGUGGUCAUAGCCAUGGUGGUGGCUGCACCAAUGGCAAAUGCCAUAACAUGUGGGCAAGUGUCUACCAGUGUUGCACCAUGCCUCAACUACCUCAAGAGUGGCGGAGUUGUCCCUGCCGCAUGCUGCAAUGGGAUAAGGUCACUGAACAGCGCGGCCAAGACCCCGGCUGACCGCCAGGCUGCAUGCAAGUGUCUGAAGUCGGCUUCUAGCAGCAUCAAAGGACUCAACUUAAAUCUCGCUGCUGGACUCCCGGGCAAGUGCGGUGUCAACAUUCCAUACAAGAUCAGCCCCUCUACCAACUGCAACAGUGUGCAGUAAGCAUUUUGAAGCAUACAUCAUGAGGGUGAUUUUCCAGCGUGGCAUGAGAAAUAUAUAGUACUAUAGAAAAACAUGAGAAUAAAGAGUGUGGGUUUAUAUCCGUACACGAGCGUCUGUUGCUCUUAUGGGUCGCUUUUUAUCAAUAGCGGUAACUUCAUGUACCUUUUAUCCGCAGUAAUAAUGAAUUGUGAUAGCACAUUUACAUUA